CAAUGAGAAAGGGGACCAGUGUGACAGAGGCAGAUGGUGGAUGGGUACUUUGAAAGAUACGCCCAUCCCUGGGAGUUACCACAUCCGGGACUUCAUUGAGGAGGCUGGUCUGAACCCGGUCCAUAGGACGUAUGGCUUUAAGGGUACGGGGAGAGACACCAAGAUGCAGAUGCGUAAAGGGGACUUACUGCUGCCGGGAGCCUAUUGCUUCACUGAUUCCACCCAGGAGGCCCUCCAAUGCCAGGCCUCCUACUCCUUUAAGAGCUGCCCCCGCCCAAAAAACUACACUCUGGGUAUCUGCGACAAGGAAAUAGACCUUUCACCAUGCCACUACAAUGUGACCCAGAAACCAGUGCCCAAGAUACCCUGCAAACACGUGAUGUUUCGUUCGGCAGUGCAGCGUGCCAGCUUUCUGCCUAGAGAGGGCCCUGCUCCUGGACAUUACAACAUAAAGACGGGCCCGACCAUAGGAGUCACGUCCUGUUUCAGAUCCACUGUGCCCCGUCUUCACAGUGUGCGCUCGGUGAGUGACGAGCUCACGCACACACACACAAGGACUCCAGGACCGGGGACUUAUGAGCCGUCCUGGCAGAUGGGUCACCGUCUGGGGACGGAGGCCAACAUGGGCAGGGCCCACGGUCUCUUCUUCCGCAAUGUCUUCUAG
This is a messenger RNA of Oncorhynchus tshawytscha (Chinook salmon), 664 nucleotides long. RefSeq names its product sperm-tail PG-rich repeat containing 4 (gene stpg4). Gene Ontology annotation, molecular function: chromatin binding; histone binding. The transcript is spliced from 6 exons. NCBI's taxonomy places the organism in Eukaryota, Metazoa, Chordata, Actinopteri, Salmoniformes, Salmonidae. Bases 41 to 664 code for a protein of 207 amino acids. Gene Ontology annotation, cellular component: male pronucleus; germinal vesicle; female pronucleus. Gene Ontology annotation, biological process: epigenetic programing of male pronucleus. The record is from RefSeq and is a predicted model, not a curated record.